GAAAUAAUUUUGGUAUACCAUUUUUGGUAGCCUUUUCUAAUAUCAGUUGUUGCCUUUAAGACUGUUAUUGCCCAGGUCAGACUUGCAGAGAUAGACAGAGACAUUCCAUGAUGGUUUAUCUGCAAAACCACCACAGGCUUCCUGUUUUUUCUCAGCUAAACUAGCAAAACCAGCGUUUUCAGGAGCACUAUUUUAUUGACCCCCUCCCCCUCCUCCUCCGUCUCUCUCAACCGCAAAAAUGGUCAAACCCAGUUGGGCAUUUGUUAUCACCUACUUCAUCAUCUUCCUCAACCUUCUUCUGGGCAGUGUUUUUGCAACUAUUCCCGCAGACCCACUUGCCCAACAGGAAUUGGACAAAGUUCUUAAGCUCCCUGGUCAGACCUUCAACCUGAGCUUUGCACACUAUGCUGGGUAUGCCACUGUCAAUGAAGAUUCUGGGAGGGCUCUCUUCUACUGGCUUGUUGAGGCUGCUGAGGACCCUGGUUCUAAGCCUGUUGUUCUCUGGCUAAAUGGAGGACCUGGAUGUUCAUCAAUUGCUUACGGGGAGGCAGAGGAAGUUGGUCCGUUUCAUAUUAUGGCAGACGGGAAGACCCUAUAUUUGAAUCCUUACUCUUGGAAUCAAGUUGCUAACAUUCUAUUUCUUGAUUCACCUGUUGGAGUUGGUUUUUCUUAUUCAAACACUUCCUCUGAUUUGCUAUCCAAUGGAGAUAAAAGAACGGCUAAAGACUCUCUAGCAUUUCUAUUGAAAUGGUUUGAGCGCUUUCCCCAGUACAAGGGAAGAGACUUUUAUAUCACUGGAGAGAGCUAUGGAGGACAUUAUGUUCCUCAGCUAAGCCAAGCAAUUGUGAAGCACAACUUGGAAACUAAGGAAAAAGCAAUUAAUCUGAAGGGUUAUAUGGUGGGCAAUGCUCUGACUGAUGAUUAUCAUGAUCAUUUGGGGGUUUUCCAGUUUAUGUGGUCGGCUGGUUUGAUUUCUGAUCAAACAUACAAGUCGCUGAACCUUCUUUGUGACUUCCAGUCAUUUAUACACACCUCAAAUUCAUGUGACAAUAUUCUAGACAUUGCUAGUGCAGAACUUGGAAACAUUGACCCUUACAGCAUCUACACUCCUGCAUGCCCUGCUAAUGUUAGCCAGUCAAAUCGGCUGCUGAAACGAAUGCAUAAGGUGGGCCGCAUCAGUGAGAAGUAUGAUCCUUGCACAGAGGCACACUCAGUUGUAUACUUCAAUCUACCUGAGGUUCAAAAGGCUCUCCAUGUUAAUCCAAAUCAUGCACCAUCUAAGUGGGCAACCUGCAGUGAUGUGGUAUACACCACUUGGCAGGAUUCUCCGAGGACAGUGCUGGACGUCUACGAGGAGCUGAUACAUUCAGGACUUCGUAUAUGGAUGUUCAGUGGUGAUACAGAUUCCGUGAUCCCAGUUACAUCUACCCGAUACAGUAUAGACGCUCUUAAGCUUCCAACUGUCAAGCCCUGGCGUCCCUGGUAUGAUGAUGGGCAGGUUGGAGGAUGGACACAAGAAUAUGCUGGGCUGACAUUUGUGUCGGUGAGGGGAGCAGGCCAUGAAGUCCCUUUGCACAAACCCAAGCAAGCGCUUACACUCAUCAAAGCUUUCUUGUCAGGAUCUUCAAUGCCUUCUUCAGAACUUUUCAGUGACUCUUGAAGGUUUCUUUUCGCAAUUGGUGCUUGAAUUGGCAGGAAAAAUUCAUGCAGUGUAAUGCUUGGUUACUUAGCAUGUAUUACUGCGGAAGUGGUCACAUUGUUUUACGUUGUAAUUUAAGAAGAAAAAAAAAAAGGAACUUGAGAGUGGCUGUCAUUUUGAAGUUAGAACAGGCUUUGCCAUUCAAUAAUCAUGUACUGCUAUGCAAGAUUUUACCCUGUCUUUAAGACGACAUGUCA
This is a messenger RNA of Prunus avium (sweet cherry), 1896 nucleotides long. It is a transcript of the gene SCPL29, whose product is annotated as serine carboxypeptidase-like 29. The record is from RefSeq and is a predicted model, not a curated record. Gene Ontology annotation, molecular function: serine-type carboxypeptidase activity. Gene Ontology annotation, biological process: proteolysis. NCBI's taxonomy places the organism in Eukaryota, Viridiplantae, Streptophyta, Magnoliopsida, Rosales, Rosaceae. Gene Ontology annotation, cellular component: vacuole.